AUGACCACGCCUCAACCUGGCCGCCACCAUCUAUCAUCCCAGUCUUGCAAGGCUUCAGACCUGACUCUUCAGUCGUUGCCUGUUGGGGUUGAGGGUGAACAUGGACAUGAACAUGAGGAUUUCAAUAUCGAUAACAACGACUAUGCCGAUGUAAUCCCGCCGCAUCCUCUGGGUGUCAAACCCUCAGGCAAUGCCCUGACUGUCACUCAUAACAUCCGCCAUUCUAUGGGCAACCUGGCAGUCCUUUCUGACGAACUGAUCAUCCUGCUGCUGGAGUGCCUGGAUAGCUCCUCGUUGUUGCGUCUGGGUGCAACGUGUAAGGCACUGUAUGCGUUUACGAGGGCCGAGGAGUUGUGGAAGGGGCUUUUUAUUGACAACCCCCCUAAAUCCUUCACAUGGCGCGGCACCUGGCACGCAACUUACCUAAACCUCCCCGCGCACCUAAUCGCCUCCCCCGACUGCUCCCAUCUAUACUCCGACACCCUACACCGGCCCUUCUACUGCGCCCACAUCUCCCUAAAACCCUACGUGACCAACAUACCCACCCGUAACCAAAUCCCCCGUCUGUCCAACCUCUCCCUACAAUCCUUCCAAGAAUCCUGGACGAAUAAGCCCUUCAUCCUAACCGAGCCCGUGAAGCAAUGGCCCGUGUACAAAGAAUGGUCAAUCGAGAGACUACUAGAGCGAUACGGCGACGUCAUAUUCCGUGCUGAAGCGGUCGAUUGGUCGUUGAGGAACUACGUGGAGUACAUGAGGAAUAACACAGAUGAGAGCCCGCUGUAUCUUUUUGAUCGCAGCUUCGUGGAGAAGAUGGAAUUACAUAUGUCUAUGCCUCCCACCAGCACCAGCAUCAGCACCAACGGCACAACAAACGCAGAUGCAAAUGUAAAUACAACCCAUGCCCAGCAACCAGCCUACACCCCCCCACCCCCUUUCACCGAAGACCUCUUCACCCAUCUAGGCCCACACCGCCCAGACAACCGCUGGCUAAUCAUCGGCCCUCCGCGCAGCGGCAGCACCUUUCACAAAGACCCCAACGCAACCAGUGCCUGGAACGCAGUGUUGCGGGGCGCAAAGUACUGGAUUAUGUUCCCCAGCACCGCUGAAGCGACAUCAGCUGGUAAUUGCAGUAAUAGCAACAAUAACAGUUUGUCGCCGAUGGUGCCGCCACCGCCUGGCGUGUAUGUAUCUGAGGAUCAGAGCGAGGUGACGAGCCCGCUGAGCAUUGCGGAAUGGUUGAUGAAUUUCCAUGAGGAGGCGAGGAAGGUGAGGGGCUGUGUUGAGGGGGUUUGUGGGGCUGGUGAGGUGUUGCAUGUUCCAUCUGGUUGGUGGCAUUUGGUUGUUAAUAUUCCGGUUUCUAAUGAUGGUGGUGAUGGUGGGUGUUGUAUAGCUAUUACGCAGAAUUUCGUGCCGAGGGGAAGGCUUGCGGAUGUCUUGGGAUUUUUGAAAGGGAAGAGGGAGCAGGUUUCUGGGUUUAGAAAGGGGUUUGAGGAUCCGUUUGGGUUAUUUGUGGAGAGGUUGAGGGGGCUUGAUGGAUAUGGGGAUUUGGUGGAGGGGGCAUUGAGGGAGGUGGAGAGGAGGUUGGAGGGGAAGAAGGGGAAGAGAAAGUGGGAUGAGGUUGUUAGAGGGACCGGGACGAGGUGUGAGGAUGGUGGUGGUGAUAGCAUAGGUGGUGAGGAAGGUGGAGGAGGUGGGUUUAGUUUUGGGUUUGGGGAUGAUGGAAGUGAUGUUGAUGUUCCUUGA
Molecule: messenger RNA, 1743 nt
Organism: Paracoccidioides lutzii Pb01
Exons: 2
Coding region: 1-1743 (580 amino acids)
Cellular component (GO): nucleus
Molecular function (GO): protein binding; cis-regulatory region sequence-specific DNA binding
Source: RefSeq, a predicted model, not a curated record